Spirodela intermedia is the source of this 852-nucleotide messenger RNA. The record is from the annotation of a GenBank genome assembly. NCBI's taxonomy places the organism in Eukaryota, Viridiplantae, Streptophyta, Magnoliopsida, Alismatales, Araceae.
AUGGCGGGGGGUAGCCAGUUCGCCGUGUCCUUCCUGACGAACGUGGCGAGGGUGGCGUUGGGGCUGGGCGCCGGCGCCGCUCUGCUCAACUCCUCUCUCUACACCGUCGACGGCGGGGAGCGCGCCGUCAUCUUCGACAGGUUUCGCGGGGUCCUGGAGAGCACCGUCGGCGAGGGCACCCACUUCCUGGUGCCAUGGCUGCAGAAGCCCUACAUCUUCGACAUCCGCACCCGCCCCCAUUCCUUCUCCUCCGCCUCUGGGACGAAGGAUCUCCAGAUGGUGAAUCUGACCCUCCGAGUCCUCGCCCGCCCCCAGGUCGAGCGGCUUCCAACGAUCUUCACCACCUUGGGGCUCGAGUAUGACGAGAAGGUGCUCCCAUCCAUCGGCAACGAGGUCCUCAAGGCUGUCGUUGCCCAGUUCAACGCCGAUCAGCUUCUUACGGACCGGCCCCAGGUCUCUGCCCUCGUCCGUGACAGCCUCGUACGCCGAGCCAAGGAUUUCAACAUUGAGCUGGACGACGUCUCUAUUACUCAUCUGUCCUACGGUCCCGAGUUCUCGCGGGCCGUCGAGCAGAAGCAGGUGGCGCAGCAGGAGGCCGAGCGAUCGAAGUACGUGGUGAUGAAGUCUGAUCAAGAGCGACGUGCCACUGUCAUUCGGGCUGAGGGUGAGAGUGAGUCAGCCCAUCUUAUCUCUGAAGCCACGGCGAAGGCUGGGAAUGGUUUGAUUGAGCUGAGAAGGAUCGAGGCGUCGAGGGAGAUCGCUGCUACACUGGCCAAGUCGCCUAACGUCGCUUAUCUCCCUGGAGGGAACAACAUGCUUUUGGCUCUCAACCCCUCGGCUGGCGGCCGGUGA